Molecule: messenger RNA, 1122 nt
Organism: Eucalyptus grandis
Lineage: Eukaryota; Viridiplantae; Streptophyta; Magnoliopsida; Myrtales; Myrtaceae
Product: BRASSINOSTEROID INSENSITIVE 1-associated receptor kinase 1
Exons: 1
Coding region: 1-1122 (373 amino acids)
Biological process (GO): protein phosphorylation
Molecular function (GO): protein kinase activity; ATP binding
Source: RefSeq, a predicted model, not a curated record
AUGGUAUUCAAUUUGCGCACGUUCAGUCUGUCCAGUACCAGUAUACAAGUUGGUCCAACAGCUCGCUUUAGGGAUCUGCUGAGGAGGUUCUCUGUGCAUGAACUUCAAGUUGCAACAAGAAACUUUAGCCCCAACAGCAUGUUGGGCGAAGGCGCGUUUGGACCUGUUUACAGAGGAUGCUUGGCCGAUGGUUCUAUAGUUGCAAUAAAACGAAUGAGGGAACUUUCUGAAGAUUCAAAGAAACAGUUUUGGACAGAAGUGGAAGUGGCAGGCAUUGCUCCACACCCGAAUUUGUUAAGCCUGCUUGGGUUUUGCAUUACGGAUCAGGAGUGCUUGUUAGUCUAUCCAUUUAUGGUUAAUAGAAGUCUAAACUUCCACUUAGGACAGCGAGUCAGCAAUCCGAUUGAUUGGUCUAUCCGGAUGAGAAUAGCUUUAGGAGUUGCUAGGGGGUUAGCGCACUUGCAUGAUCAAUGUCAUCCAAGCAUCAUUCACCGUGACGUGAGUUGUUCAAACAUAUUAUUGAAUGAGGAAUUCGAGCCAGUUUUAGGAGACUUUGGCCUAGCCAGAAUCAUGCAUGAGACGGAUAUUGUGGUGGGAAACGUCGAAUGGUCCAUCGACUGCAGACCUGUCAAAUGGUCUGUCAAUAGCAGACCUGUCGAAUGGUCCCCUAGACACAGGCGUUGCAUAUCGCCACAACGCUACCAUGAUACUUACGUCAACAGCGCUGUGCGUGUGCAUACAGGGUAUGUCGCUCCGGAGUACUUAACCACGGGCAAGUGUACGUGGAGGAUUGACGUAUAUGCAUAUGGGUAUAUGCUUCUCGAGCUCAUCACGGGAAAGCAGCUUUCUGAUAAAGGAAUUGCAGGUCUUCACCCAGCUGAUUUGAUAAGUGAAUUUGUGGAGGACAACAGCUUGGAAACAAUCGUUGAUCCCAAAUUGCAGGGAAGCUACUCGAAAGAUGAAGCAGAGUGCGUUCGCCAGUUGGCAUUACUCUGUGUUUGUAUGAACCCGGCAAAACGACCAAAAAUGUCCGAGGUGAUUAGCACACUUGAGAACUCAUGUCAUGAUACGAGGAGUCCCAGUGAAGCUGAUUCUCAAUCAGAUUAUGAUUGUAAUCUGUGA